This is a messenger RNA of Arctia plantaginis, 501 nucleotides long. The record is from the annotation of a GenBank genome assembly. Lineage: Eukaryota; Metazoa; Arthropoda; Insecta; Lepidoptera; Erebidae.
AUGAUGGCUGAGGAUACGACAGCCGAUGCCACGAGGCGACUGAACGUGAAGAAGCAAACGCUGGACGAUGCUUACGCGGCACCGGCGAACUUCUUAGAAAUUGACGUUGUAAACCCAGUCACAUCGAUGGGAGUAGGGAAGAAACGUUACACGGAUUAUGAAGUUCGCAUGAGGACAAACUUGCCAGUGUUUAAAGUUAAAGAAUCAAGCGUCAGACGGCGGUACAGCGACUUUGAGUGGCUAAGAAAUGAAUUAGAGAGAGAUAGUAAGAUUGUUGUUCCACCUCUCCCAGGGAAGGCAUUAAAGAGACAACUGCCAUUCCGAGGCGAUGACGGUAUUUUUGAGGAAGAAUUCAUUGAGGACCGUAGAAAAGGUCUUGAAGUAUUCAUCAAUAAGAUAGCGGGCCACCCCCUGGCGCAAAACGAGCGGUGCCUUCACAUGUUCCUCCAAGAGCCGACCAUAGACAAAAACUACGUACCCGGGAAAAUUCGAAACACAUAA